This is a messenger RNA of Camellia sinensis, 6249 nucleotides long. RefSeq names its product eukaryotic translation initiation factor 4G-like. Gene Ontology annotation, molecular function: translation initiation factor activity; mRNA binding; protein binding. The record is from RefSeq and is a predicted model, not a curated record. Lineage: Eukaryota; Viridiplantae; Streptophyta; Magnoliopsida; Ericales; Theaceae. Gene Ontology annotation, cellular component: eukaryotic translation initiation factor 4F complex.
UGCUUAACUUCGAAUUGAAGAAAGGAGGGAGAGAGAGAGAGAGAGAGAGAGAGAAUCGUCACUUUGCACAGGGACAAAAACCACCGCAGUAGUUAUAAAAGCUAUCACCAUUGCUUAGAGAGAGAGAGAGAAAAACUUCAAACAUCAAGAAAAAGCCCAAAAACCAGUUCAAUUCAACUAUUUUUCUUUUUAAACUGUUUUCAGGAGAUUGAAGAACUAAGAGUUUAGGUAAUAAAUCAUAUAUGUCCUUCAACCAGGCUAGGGCUGAAAGGAGUGAGUCACACUACAGGAGACCUGGUCGACCCGGAAACUCAGUUUACCAAAGGGUUUCAUCAGGUGGUGUAGGAAAGGGCGGCGGUGGGACGGGCCUUCCACCUGCUUCUGCCAAUUCCCAAUCUUCAACGAAUCGGAGCUUGAAGAAGUCUAAUGGACAAUGGGCACAGUCAAGGGUUACUGUUACGAGUGCAAAUUCAGAGUCCAGUGCCGUGCACAAUGGUGCCCGUGCACAACCCUCAUUACAGGGGGCAUCUAAUGCUCUGUUUACAGAUGCAUCUGCCAAAUCUACUGAUAUGCAUAAUCAGAGAAGUCAUCAAACUGCUUCCAGUGCUCCAACUUCUGCAUCUGCAUCUGGAACUUCAGAAUCAACUGCCCCCACAACCCCCGUAAGAGCUGACACAUCUAAGGGAGUUUCUCUUCAAUUUGGGAGCUUUUCACCAAAUAUAGUGAGUGCAAUGCAGAUACCUGCUCGAACCAGUUCAGCUCCUCCAAACUUGCAUGAACAGAAGUGUGAUCAGGCACGCCAUGAUUCCUUUAGAUCAGACCCACUGUUAGCAACUUCUAUUUCUAAUCGGCAACAACCGAGGGAAGAUGUCGAGCAGUCCAAGAGUACAGUUCCUCAUCCUCCAUCUUCUGACAAAAGGGGUGUUCGUGCGCAAGCUUCGGCUUACAGUGGUGCUACCAGUGCAAAGAAUUCAUCUACUCCUCUUUCUGGGGCAUCUAUGGCUAUUCCAUUUCAUCAGUCACGGGUUGUACAAUUUGGUGUCCCCGCUCCACAAAUCCAGGCUCAGGGAAUGGCAACUACUUCACUACAGAUGUCAAUGCAGCAACAGGUGUUUGUUCCAAGUUUCCAAGCCCCUCCUUCGCAGCCACAGGGCAUGAUGCAUCAAGGUCAGGGGUUGAACUUUCCCCCUCAAGUUGGUCACCAGAUCAGCUCCCAGAUGGGCGACUUGGUCAUUGGGAUGGGGUCCCACUUUGCACAGCAGCAGCCUAGAAAGCUUGGUGCUCCUCGCAUAUCCAUAAAGAUUAUUGAUCCUAAAACUCAUGAAGAGUUGAGACUUGAUAAAAGGGCUGAUACAGAUUUGGAUGGUGGAUUGUCUGGCCAAGGGUCACAUCCUAACAUGCCCCUCCAACCACAGCCUAUUGUUUAUGGUCCCUCGCAUCAGGUCAACUACUUUUCUCAUAUUCAUCCCAAUUCUGUGUUCUUUCAAAAUCCAGCUUCACUUUCUUUAACAAGCACCGCCCAGAUGGCUCCUAAUUCUCAGGCAUCGGUGAUUAAUUAUGUGGGUGGGCAGGGUUCACAUGUUUUAGCUUUUAAAAACCCUUCCCUUCUUAAUCAUUCCUCUGCUUAUAAGACUGGCCCACCAAUGCAUGGGAUGGCUGUCUCAUCGAACUUGGAACCUGGUCGCAGGGCUGAGACAUUAAUUUCUGCUGCAUCUUCAGUCUCAGAACAGGUGGCAGUAAAACCUGCUGCUCGUUCCCUUGAAGACAGGGUUGUGCCAGCUUCAGUUUUAGUUAGCUCAAAUGCUGAUAACACGAGUGAGGUGAUGACGUUAUUUAGAUCUCACAUGGCAACACAGUCAUUGCAUUCUCAAGGGGACUCAAAGAUUCAUCUGGAAAUCUCUGUUCAACAGUCUAAAUCUAUUUCAGUUCCAUCAUCUCCCGGGAGAACAGAAACUGUUAGAAGGGUAGAUUCUAUAGAGGAUCAGUUGAAACCACCUCAGAAGAAAGAUCAACACCACUUCCAAAUGCAGCAACAGGCAGAUAUCUCAGAUUCAGCUGAUUGUUCGGCUAUGAAGGCAUACAAAGAAGUGGCUAAAUGUACUGAAAAUAAGCAGGCUCUUUCAGAGAAAGUUGAACCAUCUGCUUCUGUUUUAGCGGACCCUUUGUCGGGAUUAGAACAUAUAACUUCUGCCAGCAACAAAAUUUCAGAGACUCUGGAAUCUGAAGCAACUCGUGCUUCAUCAGAAACUUUUCAAGAUGUUGCUGUAUCCACUGUGGAAGCCUUGCCUGGUGGUGUUGCAUGUGUUUCUGUUGCUUCAGUAGAAGGGACUGAUAGUGUUCAAGUUGUGGAGGGCUGCGUUUGCGAAACAUCAAACAAGUCAAGCGGGGAAAUUGUUUUUGAUGAGCUUAAUGGUGUUAGUAGUGCAAAACAGGAUGAUUGUACUUCAUUGGACAUUCAACUGAAAAAUGAAAAUACGGGAUUAGCAGAACAGAUGAAAACUGAAGAGUCUAAGCAUCCUCAACUAGAUAAUAACUAUAGUGAUGAUAGGGUCAAUAUUACUGCAGUUUUGCCUUCAAAUACCAGUGAUCACUGCAAGAACUUGGACAUUACACAAUCAGCCUUCUGCAACAAGCUUGGGCCCGUGGAAACUGAACAGAAUAUAUUGGAAGGAGAGUUGGGGUGUGGUAGCAUAGUAAAUGAGAAAACAGACAAUAACACAGGGAGGUCUACUGCUUUUGCAGACUGCUGUGAUUCUGAUGUUGGCGCUCACACUAUUGUUUCAUCUUCUAGUGAAGUUACACCUUCAACUUUGGAGGGCACAAUAGGUAAGAGUGGGUUCAUGGAUGGCCGAGAAGCUUCCCUUUUGGAAUCUGGGUUGGCACGUGAUGAUACUGCUCACAUUCCAAUUCCGUCAGCCUCAGAUUCUAUUUUGAAAGUUUCUGAGGAAGAAAAUGGUGACUUGGUUCAGUUUCCAUCAACAGGAUGGAAGGAUAAUAAGCACACUGUGGAACUGAAUAAGAUGAAAAGUACCACUGCUAAGGUCAAGAAAACGAGAAAAGAAAUCUGUCAGAAAGCAGAUUUAGCUGGGACAACCUCUGAUCUUUAUAUGGCAUAUAAAGGUCCAGAGGAGAAGCCACAGCCUUCUGUUUCUUCAGAAAGUGUUGACAGCAAUCCUACCAUUAGUAUGAGGGAGCCACACUCAGGUUCUAAUGAAGAGGAUAUUGCAUGCAAGGAACAUGUGAAGAGUAUAGCUGAACCAGAUGACUGGGAAGAUGCUGCUGAUAUGUCAUUGGCAAAACUAGAAAAUUCUGACAAGGUAGAAGAGACAAAUGGUGGAUUGACACAUCAUGAGGAUGAUGGAGCUGCUUGCAAGAAGUAUUCUAGAGAUUUUCUGCUGACACUUAAAGACCGAUGCGUUGAUCUUCCUGCUGGUUUUGACAUUGCUUAUGAUAUGGUGGAGGCUCUUAUGGGUAGUAAACUCAGUAUCUCAAAAAGUGCUGAACGUAUUCCACCUCCAAGUUCUGGAAGAGUUAAUGAUAGACCCAUUGUGGUGUCCAGGCCUGACUUCCGUGGGGCUGGAAUGGUAAAUGAUGACAGGUGGCUGAAGUCACCCAUUCCGUUUCCAUUUAAUCAGGACCAUCAUGUUGAUAUGGGUCAAGUGGGCAAUAUUGUAGGUUUUCGGCUUGGCCAAGGGGGAUCCCAUGGCAUUAUGAGGAACCUACGUGGGCAGAUACCUGGUCAUUAUAUUGUUGGGCUUCAGUCUGGUCCUUUGCUUCCCCUGGAAUCUCAUGGAGGUAUUCAACGUAAUGGCCCUAAUGCUGACAGGUGGCAACGUGCUUCUGGUUUCCAGAAGGGUCUGAUUCCUUCUCCUCAGUCUCCAAUGCAGGUUAUUCACAAAGCUGCAAAUAAAUAUGAAGUGGGCAAAGUGACUGACGCUGAAGCGGCAAAACAGAGGCAAUUGAAAGCUAUCCUCAACAAACUAACCCCUCAAAACUUUGACAGGCUAUUUGAGCAAGUGAAGGAGGUUAAUAUUGACAAUGCAGUCACUCUUACUGGUGUCAUUUCACAGAUAUUUGAUAAAGCUCUUAUGGAACCAACAUUCUGUGAGAUGUAUGCAAAUUUUUGUCAUGAUCUUGCUGGUGAACUGCCUGAUUUUGUUGAGGACAACGAGAAAAUCACCUUUAAGAGAUUGCUUUUGAAUAAAUGCCAAGAGGAGUUUGAGAGAGGUGAAAGAGAACAAGCAGAAGCUGACAAAGUGGACGGGGAUGGAAAGGUGAAGCAGUCUGCAGUAGAAAGAGAGGAGAAGAGGGUCCAGGCUCGAAGACGGAUGUUAGGGAAUAUUAGACUGAUUGGGGAACUGUACAAGAAGAGGAUGUUAACGGAGAGAAUAAUGCACGAGUGCAUACAAAAAUUGCUGGGUCAGUAUCCAAAUCCAGAAGAGGAAGAUAUUGAAGCUUUGUGCAAGCUAAUGAGCACAAUAGGAGAGAUGAUAGAUCAUCCAAAAGCCAAGGAACAUAUGGAUGUGUAUUUUGAAACGAUGACGAAUUUAUCAACUAACAUGAAAUUAUCUUCUAGGGUGAGGUUCAUGUUGAAGGAUUCAAUUGAUCUGAGGAAGAAUAAGUGGCAGCAGAGGAGGAAAGUUGAUGGCCCUAAAAAAAUUGAGGAAGUACAUAGAGAUGCCGCUCAAGAACGACAACAGGUUAAUAGACUGGCUCGCAGUUCAAGCAUUAGUUCUUCUUCAAGAAGGGGACAGCCUUCAGAGUUUGGUCCUCGGGCAUCAAUUAUGUUUUCUCCUCCAACUACCCCGCAAGGUGCUUUCCGCGGAGGGCCACCACAACUUCGUGGAUUUGGUACUCAGGGUAUUCGAUUUGAGGACAGACACCCUUACGAGAAUAGGACUCUGUCGGUUCCCUUGUCACACAGGCCUGUUGAUGAUAAUGUGAUUACACUUGGUCCCCAAGGUGGUCUUGCCAGGGGAAUGUCUAUGAGAGGACCAGCCAUACUUUCAGGUGCUCCCCUGGCAGAUGUAUCUACAGGUCCUGGAGAAUCCAGAAGAAUUCGUGCUGGCCCAAAUGGGUACAGUUCUGCUACAGAGUGGAUGCCCAAUAACUCGAGGCAAGAACCAAUGACAAGAAAUGUCCAAGAGAGGUUCAUGCGAUCACCUGCUUAUUACCAUACAAAUUCUCAGGAACACGGUGUUUAUUAUGGGGACAGAGACCUAAACAAUGCAGAUCGUUCUUUUGAUAGAUCAAUGGCUGGUUCAGCUGCUACACAUGUGAAAUCUUCUGCUGCACCAGUUGUUUCUUCAGGAAAGGUAUGGCCUGAAGAACGUCUUAGAGACAUGUCCAUGGCAGCAAUUCGAGAAUUUUAUAGUGUAAGAGAUGAGAAAGAAGUUGCUUUAUGUAUUAGAGACUUGAACUCCCCAAGCUUCUAUCCAUCAAUGAUAUCUAUAUGGGUCAAUGACUCCUUAGAGAGGAAGGAUAGAGACAGGGAUCUUUUGGCCAGGCUUCUCGUUAAUCUUACAAAGUCUCGGGAUGGAAUGCUAACUUCCGUUCAACUCACGGAGGGGAUUGAAUUGGUUCUGGCUACUUUGGAGGAUACAGUAACUGAUGCACCAAAAGCAGCAGAAUUUCUUGGCUGUAUCAUUGCUAGAACUAUCAUCGAAAAAGUCAUUUCUUUGCGAGAGAUUGGACGACUAAUACAACAGGGAGGCGAGUACCCUGGUCGGCUUCUACAAAUUGGGCUUGGUUAUGAAGUUCUUCAAAGUGCAUUUCACACGAUACGGUCAGAUAAAGGAGAAUCAACCUUGAAUGAGAUCUGCACGAGUUCCAAUCUUCGGUUGGAAGAUUUUCGCCCCAUAAAUUGAAUGCUUAAACUUGAUCCGUAGAGGUAGAAAUUCAAGUAGGAGGAAAUAUUUCUUUUCUUCAUCAGGGUGGUAGUAGGUGUGGAUAAUUUUUUAGGUAUGUUUUUAAGGUUGUUCUUCUUAGUUAUACAGGCAUUGCUGAAGCUCGAUGACCUUUUUACUGUGUGGUAUUAUUGUACAUCCGGGUUCAAAUUGGUUAGAAAGAAAAAAAGGGGUUAUUUCUUUCCUGUUUGGCUUGCUUAACUAAUAGUUGAUGUGGUUUGAUGAAUACUGAAAGAUUUGUAUUAUAUUUCUUGUGGUGUUUUCAUUUUUGCAGAUAGUCUUACACUGAAAACUGGUAUCAAAGUUUCUAAUCUCUGAGUGGUGGUGUUAAAUUUGAUGGCAA